CUGGUGCCUGCCCUGCCCUGGCGGCUCCGCGCGCACUCUCCCACGGCCGGCUCUCCCGGCGCGCUUUCGGGAGGCCUCAUCGGAAAACUCCCCCCCAGAGCCUUGGACUCGUUUCGUAGAGAGUCCCCCGGAGUGAAGCCUCGUCCGCGGGGCGGGGGCGGCAUGGACCUGGCCGUCGGGGAGCGGCUCCGGGCCGCGAGCAGCCGCCGAGAUGUUCAGGCUUUGAAGAGUGCUUAUGAGUUGAUCAAAUCAGCCAGUCAAGGAAAAUCUCCACUUGACUCAUUAGAUAACUUCAGCACUGAUUUAUAUGUUCUAUGUGCUGAACAAGCAUUUGAGCUUGGAUACGUGGAAAUAAGCAGAGACUGCCUACAGAUGUAUUUUGAAGGAAGAUUUCCUGUGAACCAGUUUCUUGGAAGAGCAUAUUUGUGCCAAGGCCAGUUGCACACUCCACUCUCUACAGAUAAUUUGGCCAAAUUUAGCUGCAACUAG
This is a messenger RNA of Athene cunicularia (burrowing owl), 489 nucleotides long. It is a transcript of the gene CFAP46, whose product is annotated as cilia and flagella associated protein 46. The transcript is spliced from 4 exons. Bases 163 to 489 code for a protein of 108 amino acids. Gene Ontology annotation, biological process: cilium movement involved in cell motility; axoneme assembly. The record is from RefSeq and is a predicted model, not a curated record. NCBI's taxonomy places the organism in Eukaryota, Metazoa, Chordata, Aves, Strigiformes, Strigidae.